GCCAUAUUUCUUCUUCAACUUUUUCCUUAUCGCACUUUGUCCGACAUGGAUUUUCAAAACCGCGCAGGAGGAAAAACGGGCUCGGGUGGUGUAGCUUCGUGGUCAGAAUCGAAUAGAGACCGUCGAGAACGUCUGCGACAGCUUGCUUUAGAAACAAUCGAUCUCAACAAGGAUCCCUAUUUUAUGAAAAAUCAUCUUGGUUCUUACGAAUGCAAAUUAUGUCUUACUCUUCACAACAAUGAGGGAAGCUAUCUUGCCCAUACCCAAGGAAAAAAACAUCAGUCAAAUCUGGCUCGUCGAGCUGCUAAAGAAGCAAAGGAGGCCCCAGCUCAACCAGCACCUGAAAAACCAAGAGUAUCUGUUAAAAAGUUUGUUAAAAUUGGUCGUCCUGGCUACAAAGUUACAAAGCAGAGAGAUUCCGACACUGGACAGCAUAGUUUACUCUUUCAGGUGGAUUACCCAGAGAUAGCAGAAGGCAUCACUCCAAGACACCGUUUCAUGUCAGCCUAUGAACAGAGAAUUGAACCUCCUGACAAGGCGUGGCAGUAUCUCCUGUUUGCAGCAGAGCCGUAUGAAACAAUAGCAUUCAAGAUUCCAAGUCGGGAAAUUGACAAAGAUGAAGGGAGACUUUGGACUGAAUGGAAUAAAGACACAAAACAGUUUUUCCUUCAGUUUCAUUUCCGGUUGACUCCCAUUCAAAUUCAACAGCAACAGCAGAAGAGAAGUGUCAAUCAGCCAGGUGUGCCACCAGGUUUAGCCCCACCUCCUCCGAGGAACAUUCCAUCUGCCAAUCCACUCAACCCAUUUGCUCAGCGCUGAUAAGCUAUGUUGUUUAUGUUAACUUUUUAGGACCAUGCUUUCUUUUUGACACUUUGAGUUUGACCAAAAAGUAAAAUUGAUUUAGGAGACUCUUAAAUACUAUCAUCUAUGUAAUAAAGUGGAAUUUACAACUUGG
Pocillopora damicornis (cauliflower coral) is the source of this 955-nucleotide messenger RNA. RefSeq names its product splicing factor 3A subunit 2. NCBI's taxonomy places the organism in Eukaryota, Metazoa, Cnidaria, Anthozoa, Scleractinia, Pocilloporidae. The record is from RefSeq and is a predicted model, not a curated record. Gene Ontology annotation, cellular component: U2-type prespliceosome; U2 snRNP; nucleus. Gene Ontology annotation, biological process: spliceosomal complex assembly. Gene Ontology annotation, molecular function: zinc ion binding; nucleic acid binding.